AUGACCCAGGCUCGUCCAUCAAGCGCUUGGACGUCCGUGGUUCCUCGGCUGGCGGUGGUAUCUGCCGUGAUACUCCCGAUUGCCUUCGUUCCGUAUCUGCUUGUCCGACGACAAUUACACGCUUUGCAUCGGUCAGCAGAGAAUAUAAACUCUACCUUCCAGGCUGUCCAACGAGAUUCGGCGAGUAUCGCUAUCGAAACGACCCGAUUGCGGCAGGCGGAACAACUGCAGACCAGGACGUUACUACGCCAGAUCCAAUGGGAUGUGGAUCACUUGCGCCAGGAUUUGGCCGCUCUUCAGAGAUCGCAGAGUGCCUCUGAAGACGAUCUGCGUCGUUUGCGGGAAGAAGCCGAUGCAGAGAAACAGCGUGCUCGCUCGCAAUUGACGACAUUGAAUGAGCUCGGCUUGUCUCUAGCAGACAUAGCAGCCUUCUUGCAGGAGAUAGAAGUUAAAGGCGGUUUCACCAGUAAGGACCGUGAUCCCCAAUGGAUUGAGCGUUUGCGAGGAAUCGCGAUGGAGCUUAACCAGAAGCUGCGAGGAAGCAAAUAA
Molecule: messenger RNA, 549 nt
Organism: Gloeophyllum trabeum ATCC 11539
Lineage: Eukaryota; Fungi; Basidiomycota; Agaricomycetes; Gloeophyllales; Gloeophyllaceae
Exons: 2
Coding region: 1-549 (182 amino acids)
Source: RefSeq, a predicted model, not a curated record